GCUGGCGCUUUGCUAAUACAGGUCACGAUACUGACUUCCGUGGACUGUCGAUUCACAUGCUUUCAACAAUCGGAUCAACUCUCCAGCUAUUAAAGACCACCCUCGACCCACCGAAUCCUCCAACUAUCCAACUCUAACAACAAUCCACUCCUGCAGUUUACCUCCAGCACAGACACAUCUCAAAUCAGACUACACAACAUAUCACACCUCAGCCCUCCGACCUACAUCCACAACCCCUUCGGUGCAUGUUAGAGCAUCUAAUCAUGAGGGACACCCAAGCCUCCAAGCCUUCUGCCUCGCUCAGUGGAACCCUGGCGAGAGAGCCGAGUACACCCAAGCGUUCGAAGAUCAAGAAGCAACAUCCUACUCGAGCUAUCGACAGCGGACGCGAAGAGACCGACGAAGAUCCAUCGCCCCAUGCUCAGCCACCCGCUCCAACUCCAUCGAUCAAAUCCGAGCCUGACGAUGAAUCCACAUACUCGACGGAUGAUGAUGACGGCCUCGAGCAGGAGAUGGCUGGUGACACAUCCGAGCUGUCGUCUAUCUCGAAUGAUGACAGAGUUCGUACAACCGAGAUCGCUGAUGUCAUAUCAGUAUUAUCACUCUCCACGCAUCGCAUCACCGAAGCCGACCCUCUCGAGGACGAUUAUUUGAGCGACGACGAUCUCAUUGAAGAAGACGCCAAGAAAGCUGAGGGCUACUUGAACAUGUCCGCUUCGGAAAAAAGAGCCUGGGAAGGCAAGCGAGCCGAAACUUUCUUCAGAGCAGGAUUCGCGAAGCACUUUGAAUGUUCUAUACAUCUGCUGGAAGAGGAGCAUUGCACCACUCAUCAGGAAUACUACCCUUCGAGAUGUGCCGCUCGUCCUGUCGUCUCCUGCUUCUUCGGCCACAACAAGAACGAGUGGAGCCAGAUUGUCAAGAGCGUACGAGUGAUGCUGUGCCGCAAAUGCUACCAGCGCCUAGAUCACAAGCACAAGCCACAUCUGGCUUCCAUCCAACUUCCAGUUUGCCAAGAGUUGAUCAAUAGGCUGGAGAGGUGGCGUCCUGGCUGUCACUUCAGGAUUGGAUUAACCAAAGCCAUGUCAGCAAAGCUGGACAGAUUCAAUCUUGAGGUGGCGUCUUGUGGUCUUACCAGACAAGAAGUAGCAGCGGCCAUUGAUGCCAACAGACCAAACAGAAAGGGCGCGGAUAUCGACAGAGCAGAGAACACGCCAGUACUGUUCGCAAUUGAGCUCAAGAACCGCUUCGAGGGGGACAACAAGACAAUCGGCGAUGUUCGUGCUCUUCUCGACUGGCUGGCUGCCAAACUAGCAGACGGUACAAUCGAGGAUCUACCAGCAUUUGAGGCACUCUUGAAAUUGAGAUCACAAGACAAGCAAAAGCUGUUGGCACAGCAAAGACGCCGUGCCACGCUCAAGAGUUCAAGACGCUCACUUGCUUCAGCAGACAAGGUCGAGGUUCGUCAUUCGCGCAAGGUCUUGCCUCUGUCAGAUUCAGACCAUAUUGCGGAGACAGCAGACACGCCUACACCUGGCCCCUCAAGAGCAGCUUUUCCAGCAACGCUGCCUCCCGCACGCACAUUCAAAGCCAUCAAUGUCCCCAUCGCCUCCAGUUCUCGUACGAGUCUGCUAACUGCUUCUGGAAGCGAUAGUUCCGGUCUGGAUCUACUCUGCACCGCGGCGGACUUCGUCAGAGAUGGCUCAUCAGGGACCGAUCCCUUUGUGUCCAGCGUUCCGCCCGCUCGAACCCAGAUCAUGCUCAAGUUCGGCAAGGGAAAGAUGCCCGUCAUCACCAACCCCGUCACUGAAGCUUCACAAGCACAGAUUCCCAAGAAGAGAAAGCGCAUCACUAUUGUUGUCCGUGAGGAUAGCAAGGUGCAUGAGGACACAGCUCUUGCCACCAAGAAGGCAAAGCGUGCAAAGGCGGUUCCGAAGGAAGCAGCCAAGGAGGCAGCGCAGGAGCAGUCGCCUGUUAGGAAAGUUGUUAACGCCCAAACAAUCGAUGUCGGCAGCAACGAUCAAGCUUCAUCAUCCAGAGAAAUGGCCGAGAAAAAGAUCGAAAUCAAGAACGGCGCCACUCAUUUGGCUUCUUUGACCUUCAGCGGCAUGAAAGUCGUCGUCGACUUUGCACCCGCUUCUUGAGAUAUUCAUGAGCGAAAGGCCUUGCUCUUUCAUCCUCCUUUCUUCUUCUUUUUGUUGAUGCAGAUAUUGGCAGGAAAAGUCUUGUCCUGCUUCUUCCACGAUAUCAUUGUUUUGUUCUCUGGUCUGUGGUAUGUCUGAACGGAGACACAUUUGUUAUAUCAGGCUUUGUUUCUCCUUUCGGGCUUUAUGGUAUGCGGGUUAAGACUGUUGAUAGCUGAAC
Molecule: messenger RNA, 2361 nt
Organism: Aureobasidium pullulans EXF-150
Lineage: Eukaryota; Fungi; Ascomycota; Dothideomycetes; Dothideales; Saccotheciaceae
Exons: 1
Coding region: 246-2141 (631 amino acids)
Source: RefSeq, a predicted model, not a curated record